GGGCCGAGGGCCCGGCAGCCGCUCGCUCCGCCCGGAUGGCGGAACCCCCUCUGCACUGUCCCUAAUCCCCGCCGAUCCUCCCCCCGGUCCCGGCUUCCGCCCGCCGAGGGUUGGAUACCGGUGACCGAGCGUGGCUGGGUUCGGCAGGGAAUCCUAGCGAUGGACUGCCCUCUUGGCAGAGGAGGGAGGGAAGGAUUGGAGGUGGCGGGAGCGGAAUAUAGAUGUAGCCUUGGAAAGGGGGUUAUGCGGAGCGGGCUCCGGCUUCCGCGUAGGGAGUGCUUUAAACAUGUUCGGUGUGUAUCUUUGGAGUUGGCUUUCUGUCCUCCUAAGCAGUGUUCUCUGGAGUAGAAUGAAGGUUGCUGGCUGAUGGAGUGGUUGCUGAAACAUAAGUGAGGUGUUCACACCCACAUCAGGAGUUACCCACUGGAGUUAACCCUCGUAUGUUUGUGGUAAUGCACAGGGGUUCAGUUUGGUGCUAGGUGCAGUUUUUUAGGUGUUAAUGUGAUAGUUACACAGAAAUACUACUGUGUUCUUCGAUGUCACAGGGUUCCUUCACCAACUUUACCAAAUAUUCCGGGCAGAGAUUGUUAGAGGGAGAGCAAUCACCACCUGACACACAUCAUCUUGCUGUUGUUUACCAGCAGUAUAGAAUCACGCCACUAAUGGGAAGUGACUUGUAGCUGAUACUGUACUGAAGUUUUUCCUCUUUAUUGAUGUAUUGUCCAGAGCAGGUUUAAGGAACUUCGCCUUUAACCUUGUUUGGUUUCUUUCCACUGUUUUCAUAGAGUAGGUAUUCUGGUAUGGGUGGAUAGAUGCAUAGAAAUAUGUGCGGCCUAAAGCUCCUGAGUGGUUCCUUUCAGAGGAGGCUUGGCUUCCAUCACUUAUAGACACUGUGGAAGUGUAAGCAUUUCUAUCUGUUCUUGUGCGGAAAAGGCUUUUGCUCCUGAAACUACUGUUUUCUGCCUGCAGCUGUGCCACUCAGGAUUCUUUAUUGCAGUAGACAGACUGUGAAAUUGACAUUGAUAUAAGGUAUAUUUCUUCUUAAUGUGCUGGGGCUUGUGCUCCAGGUUCUAAUUUCAUGACUGAAAGCUGAGUUAUGGCUGUGAACAGAUGUCUAAAGGAUUAUUUCCUUAAUGAGUCGUUCGAAGCUUGUACCUCUGUUUUCUCCUGCUACUGUAAGGACUACAUUUUCUUCCUGUAACACUUAUUAUCAGGAGGGUCAAAAAUCCGAGAGAGAAUUGAUAGUUGGCUAAGAAAGGGCAAGGUACAAAGAGUGACUAAAAGCAAUCAGCAACAAGGUCUCUACAGGAGAGAGAAGGUGGAUUUUUCUGUUCUUCAGGUUUGGAAAGCUUUAUUAUUGGUGAAUUGUGAAGAUAGAGCUUGUUCUUGUAUCUUCAGCAAGAUUCACUGUUAACAUAGAAGGCACUGACAAACAAUGUAAACCAGGCAGUAUGCCUUAGCGAAAGCUAAUUCUGACCUUUUUUGUUGCUUGCAAUUGAUGAGAAUUGCGUAACACAUUUGCACAGAGGAAGUCAGAGCACAGAAAUUUUGGAUGAAAAAUGAUUGGCGUUACAAUGUACGUGAAGAAAACUUGUCUAGCAUUAUACCUUAUUUUUAGUCUUUUAUUAUUUCUAUUCCUGUUCAUCCAUUCUUCCUUUUGGCCUCUUCCCUGAACUUUAAACUACUCUUGUAACAUUUCCUACCCAGUUGUACUUGUGCAAAGCUCACAGAAAUGAGUCAGCUGGCUUCACAUGUGUUAACGUACAUGUAGAGAUAACAAUAGUGAGAGAUUUCUCUCCUCCUUAGCUAUGUUGAAGUCAUGUUUUCAAUGAUUCUUGCCUCCACAGAGUUGCUCUCCAGAAGCAAUGCCCAUAAAUGAGUGGGUUUGGAAUCUUUUUUAAAACCUUCUUAUAGAGAUAGAGCUGUAAAUCAGUUCUACCAGGAGACUUGAAUCACAUUUUGUAGUCUUUAGUGACUUAAUUAAAAGUCUGGUGUUGGCAGGGGUUGGAAACAGUGGUAGGUUUAAGGUUAGGCUGAGACUAAGCUCUUUUUAUGUGCAGUUUUUAAUCACCUUCACUCUCCUGUCGCUUGUAUGUUGCAUUGCACCUUGCCCAAUGUGAUAAAUCAACCAAACAGAGCAGGGUCUGAUGUGACCCUUCUUUAGAAGAACACAGAAGUGAUCACACCUGAGGUGUGAACCAUGAGUUUUCUGUCCUGAAGCCUGAAAGUGUCUCUUUGAAACAGCCCAGGAGGGACUAGGCUGCAGAAAUCUGCUCCAGUACCUGUUGCGUCAAGAGGUUCUAGCAACUAACCUAUGUUUUCUUCUCCUGAAAGUGUCUUCAAUAACGAUAAUGUGGCUUCUGGAUUGCUGAUAUUCAGUUUUAAGUGCCUGUCUUGCACCUCUCAUGCACAGUUAAAACAGAUCUUCCUGGCAGUGACUCAGAAUGUGUAGAUGAAGAAAAUGUUACCUGUGGUGUGACAAGCUGAGGAUUUCCCCAGGGCAAAGACAGCACCACCGAAACACAGCUGACCUGAAGGGUCUGUUACAGUAAUGUCAUUCAGAUUGAUUUGGACAAAUGGAUGGGAGGCGCACUGUUAUAAAGGCCUGAGCACUUCCAGAUCGUUUGGCAGGUUCUGAUUGCCAGGGUAUGAGCUUCUUUUCCAGGAUUUUCCGUAGAAGAUGGAACAGGAAUUCCUUGUAUCUGAAGAAAACCAAAUGUUCUGUGGAUGCUUGUCCUUGCUUCUCUGUCACCGACAGGCUACAUCUCUCUACCUUGCAGAAGCACGUCCUUAGCUCCAGAGUCCAGGUCUAUGUAAGAAUGGCAUCACUUUGCUGCUUCUCCAGGAAGAUGCAGAACAGAUGCAUUAAUAGCACUGUAGGUGAGAUUAGUUUGGGGAUGUGAAUACAAUGAGUGUAAACCAGCAAGCUCACACAGGGCCUCCUUAUGGGCAACCUCAGCCUGGAUAUCAGGGAUACCAGCAGCCUGCGUACGGAGGACAGCCGUUGCCGGGGGUUCCUCAGUCACCGUAUGGAGCUUAUAAUGGUCCGAUGCCAGGAUAUCAACAGCCAGUCCCUCCACAAGGUUACUUUCCUUCCUUGGGGUUCCCCUCGAAGGGCUGUCCUGUAUCUCUCAACUCUGACACUUCUCUUGCACCUAAUUUCAUAGGUUCCUUAAGAGCCCCUCCAACAUCCGAAGCCCCCCCUCCGGCCUCUGGAGUAUCUCUUCCUUCUGGGCACCUGGCAUACAGCCAGUUUGGACAGGGGGAUGUGCAGAACGGAAUUCCAACCUCGGCAGCCCAGAUGCAGCGGCCACCUGCUUCUCAGCCGUUUCCGCCAGGCUCAGCACCCUCACCUAUCAGACAGACAUCUGCGUUCCAGCAAUACGGUCCCACCACAGCUGGCGUGCAGCAGCUCAGCAACCACAUGGCAGGGAUGACCAUUAGCAGUGCAGCUGCUGCUGCUCCUCCCCCAGCUGGACUGGGCUACGGUCCCCCAACAUCGGUUCCCCCAGUCUCAGGAAGCUUCAGUGCAGCAGGAUCUGGUCAUUACACACCCUACACGGCAACGCAAGGACCCCCUCCCACCAGUGUGUCUCAGGACCUUCCUCUGGCACAGCCUCCGUUCCCUGGUCAGCCCAUGCCGGCUCAGCGUCUGCCUGCUCCGGCCCCUGGUUUUCCCCCUCCUCCCUCCUCUUACCCCCCUACCACAGUCGCUUCAAGGCCGCCGGCCAUGCCAGGCCCUCCGCUGCCUGGGCAGACCGUUGCUGGACCACCAGCGGCCCAGCCUAACCACGUGUCCUCACCACCGCCUCCAUCAGCCAUGGCAGGGCCACACUCAGGGCCUCCCAUGAGAGGCCUCCAUGGACCACCUCCUCCCACUCAUCCUGCUCAGCCAGGAUACCAAAUGCAGCAGAACGGUUCGUUUGGGCAGAUGAGGGGUCCCCAACCAAACUAUGGAGGAGGCUAUCCAGGAACACCACAUUAUGGAACUCAGCCCGGACCACCGCCUCCGCCAAAACGCUUGGAUCCAGAUUCCAUUCCUAGCCCUCAACUUAAUGAGCUGCCACCCCAGCAGAAACCCAGGCACAGAAUAGACCCAGAUGCAAUUCCUAGUCCAAUUCAAGUGAUUGAAGAUGACAGAAGUAACCGUGGGUCAGAACCGUUUGUCACUGGAGUGAGAGGGCAAGUCCCACCUCUUGUAACUACAAAUUUCUUGGUCAAGGAUCAAGGCAACGCAAGCCCCCGCUACAUAAGAUGCACAUCUUACAAUAUUCCCUGCACCUCAGACAUGGCCAAACAGUCCCAAGUUCCCCUGGCUGCUGUCAUAAAACCACUGGCUGCUCUGCCCCCAGAGGAGACCCUUCCUUACUUGGUAGAUCAUGGAGAGUCUGGCCCUGUCCGAUGCAAUAGGUGCAAGGCUUACAUGUGCCCUUUUAUGCAAUUCAUCGAGGGCGGAAGGAGGUUCCAGUGCUGUUUCUGCAGCUGCGUCACUGAGGUGCCACCUCACUAUUUCCAGCAUUUGGAUCAUACUGGAAAGCGGGUAGACUUCUAUGAUAGGCCCGAGUUAUCACUGGGAUCUUACGAGUUUCUAGCAACAGUUGACUAUUGCAAGAAUAACAAGUUUCCUAGUCCCCCUGCUUUCAUUUUCAUGAUUGAUGUGUCCUACAACGCUGUGAAGAGUGGCUUAGUGAGGCUAAUAUGUGAAGAAUUGAAGUCACUCCUAGAUUACCUCCCCAGGGAAGGCAACAUGGAAGAAUCAGCCAUUCGAGUUGGCUUUGUCACCUACAACAAGGUGUUACACUUCUAUAAUGUGAAGAGCUCACUGGCACAGCCACAAAUGAUGGUUGUCUCGGAUGUGGCAGAUAUGUUUGUGCCUCUCCUCGAUGGUUUUCUGGUGAACGUGAAUGAGUCCAGGACAGUGAUUGCCAGUUUGCUGGACCAGAUUCCAGAAAUGUUUGCAGACACGAGAGAAACGGAAACUGUUUUUGCACCUGUGAUUCAAGCAGGGCUGGAGGCGCUGAAGGCAGCCGAGUGUGCUGGCAAGCUCUUCAUUUUCCACACCUCUCUGCCCAUUGCAGAGGCCCCUGGAAAGUUAAAGAACAGGGAUGAUAAGAAACUGAUCAACACAGAUAAGGAGAAGACUUUGUUUCAACCACAGACAAGCUUUUACAACAAUUUGGCCAAGGACUGCGUGGCCCAGGGCUGCUGUGUGGAUCUCUUCCUGUUUCCAAACCAGUAUUUGGAUGUGGCAACACUAGGUGUAGUAACCUUCCAGACAGGAGGCUCCAUCUAUAAGUAUGCGUAUUUCCAGCUGGAGACAGACCAAGACAGGUUCCUAAAUGACUUGAGAAGAGAUGUCCAGAAGGAAGUGGGAUUUGAUGCUGUAAUGAGAGUGCGCACAAGCACAGGUAUUCGAGCAACUGACUUUUUUGGAGCUUUCUACAUGAGCAACACAACAGAUGUUGAAAUGGCCGGUUUAGACUGUGAUAAAACAAUCACAGUGGAGUUCAAGCAUGAUGACAAACUGAGCGAAGAUAGUGGUGCACUCCUCCAGUGUGCUCUGUUAUAUACAAGUUGUGCAGGACAGCGACGACUCCGCAUUCACAACCUCUCCUUAAACUGCUGCACGCAGCUUGCUGACCUCUAUCGAAACUGUGAGACAGACACCCUCAUCAAUUACUUGGCUAAAUAUGCAUAUCGUGGAGUUCUGAGUAGUCCAGUAAAGGCUGUACGAGAUGCACUGAUCAGCCAGUGCGCCCAGAUCCUUGCUUGCUAUCGAAAGAACUGUGCUAGUCCCUCUUCGGCUGGCCAGCUGAUCCUCCCUGAAUGCAUGAAGCUGCUUCCUGUGUACUUGAAUUGUGUGUUGAAGAGUGACGUCCUUCAGCCCGGUCCAGAGGUCACAACAGAUGACCGUGCCUACAUUCGUCAGUUGGUCACAUCCAUGGAUGUGGCAGAAACAAACGUUUUCUUUUAUCCCAGGCUUUUGCCUCUGACCAAAGCAGAUGUUGACAGUGACUCCUUGCCAGCAGCAAUCCGGAACUCAGAGGAACGUCUCUCCAAGGGUGACAUUUAUCUGUUGGAGAAUGGGCUGAACAUCUUUGUGUGGGUGGGAGUCAAUGUGCAGCAAGGCCUGAUCCAGAAUCUCUUUGGAGUGUCAUCCUUCAGUCAGAUCAGCAACACCUUGAGUACCCUGCCUGUCUUGGAAAACGCCUUUUCAAAGAAAGUACGAUCUAUUGUCAGCAUGCUUCAAAUGCAGAGAUCCCGCUACAUGAAGUUAAUAAUUGUGAAGCAAGAAGAUAAGCUAGAGAUGCUGUUCAAACACUUCCUGGUGGAGGACAAGAGCCUGAGCGGGGGUGCUUCCUAUGUGGACUUCCUGUGUCACAUGCACAAGGAGAUUCGGCAGCUACUGAGCUAGAGGCGGGAGUGGUGCUAGAACUCAGCAGUGACAUUUCAGUCUCCACUAAUGACCUGAUGGGAGGGCCCAGCACCCUCAAACAGGACAACAUAGAAAUCUGUACAAUUCCAUAAUUUUUAAUACACCUUGCAUAAGCAGAAAUCCUUUCAACUUCUCCCAGUCCCAUAUGAGAGAUGAAACAUUCUCCUGGUGAGGGCUAAACAAAAGGCCUUUGAUACCAGGUCUUUUACCCGUAUCAGAAUUGUUUCCUGUGCUUGGCAGGAGUUCGCCCCCCCACCCCUUGCUCGCUAAUCCUGUUGUAAUGAAUGUAGUUUUUUUUCAGUUCACUGUACAUGAUUCAACAUCGGGUGAAAAAGCGGUAACUUCAAAACUUCUGGUAGUUGCUGUGUGUGUGUGUGUGUUUGUGUGGGCGCGUGUGCAUGCUCCAGGUGUGAAGAGGAUGCGCAGUCCAGGAGGAUGAGAGGCAGGCUGGGCGGUGGGAAGCGGAGCAGCCAAAUAUGUUGUGUCUCCUUCUCUGAAGAGGAAAACAUGAAUUGCAGAGCAUAGAUGUAUCGUGUGGCUGGCUGAACCUGAAAUCCAUGGAAAAGAGCAUGAAUGAUAAGCCAAGAGGCAGCAGGGCAAAUUUCUAUCUGCAAUCAUCCCUUUACCGUACAUUGCUGUGCACAUCUGUAAUGGAGUAACAGUUCAGUAAGCAACAUCAGCGGCUUCUGAACAGCGUUAGGGAUAAAUACGGUGCUUCCUGGUGUGUGUGUAUGGCGUCUCCUUCCCUUCUCAUUGCACGCUUCUGUAGUGCCCUUCUCAGUCCAUGUUCCAUGGCCUCUCGUGCAGAGCUUACCUGUCUAUCCAGAUGGUGGUGGGAACAAAGCCUCUUGCCCUUAAGCAGAAAAUACUUUUAAGAAGGUGGUGUGGGGCUGUGUAGGAACUGGAUGAUAAGAAAGUGGCCAUGUUCAAACAUAUUAUUGUGAAUUAUAGUAAACAAACGGGAAUUUGAGUUAUACUGAUGCAAAUUUGAGACUGCUUUGUACUCUAGAAUACAAGGAAGGGGAUAUGAGAACUAAGAUUUAGACUGUAUUGCAAGUACCCAGUAUCUGGUUUUGGAAGCACCUGGGCCAUAGUGAAGAGUUUCCUUGCUGGAUAUUUAUACCCUCCCUCGUUCUACCUACUGAUCAGCUUGCACAAAACCUUUUUCUAAGCCUGUUUGUUAAACUAAAAUACCUCAGACAGAUUAAUUCAUUCACUUUGGCCACUCUGAUGCUCCGUUCUGCAAGGGUGGACGAGAAGACUCCUGCGAAGAGUGAGCAAGAGCAAGUCAAAUUCAGAGUUCUAAGGGCUUUGUUUACUCACUUUGGAAAAGAGGCUUGUAUAUUUUAACAUGAAUGCUUAAGUGUUCUUACAAUACCUGGGAGUUCAAGCUGUAAGCACUAAGUGUGGAAGGAAGAAUGUAGAUGGGUUAGAGAACAUAUUCAGCUUGAUAUUUCAGAGGAAAGUCCUUGUUAAGAUCAGAAGGAUACCUGGCUGUGCUUUUAGUUCCAUAUCCUGUAGCAUAUAUAUAAAUCCAUUUUUCUUCUAAUGCUGCUAGUUUGUCUUCCCUCCCAUCACUACACAGACAGUGGAAUAUGAAAAUUGUAAUGGAGAAAUUCUUUCACGAUGGAGUUGACAGAACCUUUGGCGUUUUUGUGUAAGUGUGGCUGACUUUUUACUCCACGUACUGCCUCCAACCAAAAAAAAAGUAGAGGAUUUUUAACCAGAGGGGAAAAACAAGAACAAGUUCCUGGGAAUAUAAGGCACAGCAACCACAGAAUUCAACAAAUACUGAUUUCUAGUAUUAAUAUUUGGGGGCAGGGGGGUGGAAAUGAAAUCAUAAAUGAACCUUUCAUU
Messenger RNA from Cuculus canorus (common cuckoo), 8293 nucleotides. It is a transcript of the gene SEC24C, whose product is annotated as SEC24 homolog C, COPII coat complex component. The transcript has 25 exons. The record is from RefSeq and is a predicted model, not a curated record. Gene Ontology annotation, molecular function: SNARE binding; zinc ion binding. Gene Ontology annotation, biological process: endoplasmic reticulum to Golgi vesicle-mediated transport; COPII-coated vesicle cargo loading; intracellular protein transport. The coding region runs from base 2909 to 6415 and encodes 1168 amino acids. Gene Ontology annotation, cellular component: endoplasmic reticulum exit site; COPII vesicle coat. NCBI's taxonomy places the organism in Eukaryota, Metazoa, Chordata, Aves, Cuculiformes, Cuculidae.